UAGCGGAGAAAUGAGCUAAUAAUCCAUUUUAAGGCAGUGUGUUGGUGUUUUUUGUUUUCAUACAUAUAUUUCCAGUUGUUUUUGUCAUGGAAAAGAUGCCCACAACAACACACACGCUAAAUAAUGCCUCGUCAGCAUCGUUUUUCGCGGAGCCUCAGGCUCCUAAUGUGAAGUUUGGCGAAGUGCCUUUCAGCACACUGCUGGACUCCCUCACUGACCUCAACAACAAAAAUAAGCAGCAUUUAGCGAAUGUGUCCAGUUGCUGUGGGAGUUUCCGGAACGCCACAUUAGUGGAGAGCGUCUUCCUGAUGUGUGAGGAGCUGCGGCUGGACCCUCUGGUGGGAUACCAGGCUCUGGAGAUACUGGACAGGUUUAUGGUGAAACACCUCAAGAACCUGUUCGGUAGCCAGAGCGUGGAAGACGCUGCAGAGGGAGACAACAGGAGCCGUGAAGAUGCUGUGUUGACGAUGCUGAGCGAUAAAUUCAUACUCCUCAUGUUCUCCUGCGUCCAGCUAGCCAGCAAACUAACACACCACCUUAGUGCCCUUGACAACAACAGAGCAGUGGCGUUUCUGAAGUCCGUGGGCCAUUCCUGUUCUAAGGGGACCCUUCUUGAAUCAGAACUUCUGGUGUUAAAGACCCUGGACUUCUCCAUUAACUUCCCGAACCCUCUCAUGUAUGUGGAGACACUGCUGGAAGUGCUCGAAUACAAUGCAGCAGUUGCACCUGUCACACACCUGUACGCCCUGAGUCAGCGGGUGUUACAGUUCAUCUUCCUGCAGAGGACGGCCAUAUACAACUCCUUGCUGGUGGCUGCCACGGCGUGUCAGAGCCCGUCUCUGGAGCAGAGGGUGAAUUUUGUGUGUGUGAGGGAGGACUACAUGCUUCUGAGCGUGGGGGUCAUUGCUGCGGCAGCCUUUGUCCUCAACCUUUCCACCUGGGAAAAGGUAGUGCAAGAGCUGAGCGACGUAACAGGGAUUUCGCCACAGAGCAUUUCAGACUUUGUGAGGGUCACCGUGUUGCACAUAGCAAGAACUGAAGGUGCCUUCAAAACCGCCUGA
This is a messenger RNA of Scleropages formosus (Asian bonytongue), 1061 nucleotides long. It is a transcript of the gene cntd1, whose product is annotated as cyclin N-terminal domain containing 1. The coding region runs from base 87 to 1061 and encodes 324 amino acids. Lineage: Eukaryota; Metazoa; Chordata; Actinopteri; Osteoglossiformes; Osteoglossidae. Gene Ontology annotation, biological process: reciprocal meiotic recombination. The transcript has 7 exons. The record is from RefSeq and is a predicted model, not a curated record. Gene Ontology annotation, cellular component: site of double-strand break.